AUGCGACGUGGUGUACCGUGUUCAGUUCGUAAUAAGCACAGAAACACUUGGGGAAUGAAGACGUUAAAAAUGUGUUUUGGCAAGGGUCGUUUGAAACCACGUGAAACUAUUGAACAAGAUCUAAGCAUGAUGGGAAUAGCCGUACCUAGAUUAAGUGUUCGUUCGCCGUCCAGGAAACGUUCCCUACAAACAACAACCAGCACGCAUGACCGCUUUUGCAGUUUGAAAGCUCACCAACAACGUUGCUCCAUGUCGGCUGUCUGUUACGAGGGUGGAGUCGGUGGUAGAUCCCGAGCUGGGCUUAGGCUCAGUCUGAACAGGAGUAUCAGUGAGCCGGGCCCAGCAACACCACCGAUUACUGUUACUACACCGACAACCUCGAAACGUUUUCGAUUGGAAUCUAUACCUAGUUUACCGGCUAGUUUACCCGUUAGCCCAAAUUCUGAGGGUACAAAUUUAAGCAGUGCUCUAAUACUCAACAAGGUAAAACGAAUGAGCAGUGAUUUUUUUAGACAAAAACUGGAACUUUUCGGACCAGCGGUCUUGGCCAUUGACUGUCGGUCUUUUGUAUGCUACAACGUCAGUCAUGUCAGAGGUUCUGUGAACGUGAACGUCGCCGACCGGAUUAACAGACGGAGAUUGCAAACGGGAAAAGUCACUUUGGUGGAGUUGGCGUCUUCUAGGGACUCCAAAGACGCUCUAAAGAGGCGUGGUUACAGAGAAAUUGUGGUGUACGAUGACUCGACUACAGACUUAGACAGAGUGCCCCAUAACCAUCCUCUGAUGCUAAUCCUUGCAUCGUUAGUAGGCGAUGAAAGAGAACCAUCGUUUCUUAUCGGUGGCCACAAAGAGUUUCAUUCCCGGCAUAAGGACAUGUGCGAGAACUCGCUGCUGCCGGCGCCGCUGAUCGCCAGCUGCCCUCCAGAUGUGGACCGCGAGUCCAUGGACACCCACCCUCUCACCAAGGUGCUGCCGUUCUUGUACCUUGGUAACAGCAAAGAUGCCGACGACCGGGAUGGUAUGAUCGCCAUCGGGGUGACACGUGUGCUGAACGUGACCACCAGCCAACAGUCGCCGUCCCCGACCAUGGACCAUCGCGCUUCCGGCGUCGUGUACAAGCGACUUUCCGUCUUGGACAACGGGCAUGCCAACCUCAAGCAGUACUUCGAGGAAGCGUUCGAAUUCAUCGAAGGCGCUCGGAAGUCCGGCGGAAGCGUGCUGAUACACUGCCAGGCCGGCAUAUCUCGGUCGCCGACCAUAGCCAUCGCGUACGUGAUGCGCCACCGGAAGACGUCUAUGGUGGACGCGUACAAGAUGGUCAAGGCGGCUCGGCCGAUCAUAUCGCCGAACCUCAACUUUAUGGGCCAGCUGCUUGAGCUCGAGCAGAGCUUACAGCAGUACGAACAGCAGCAACAGCAACAACAACAACAACAGCAGCAGCAGCAGCAGCAACCGCGUUGCGGACAGUCUUGGGCCGCCGCCCAAUCUGCCGCAGACGAGCUGUCGCCCGGGUGUAGUACAUAA
Messenger RNA from Macrosiphum euphorbiae (potato aphid), 1524 nucleotides. The record is from the annotation of a GenBank genome assembly. NCBI's taxonomy places the organism in Eukaryota, Metazoa, Arthropoda, Insecta, Hemiptera, Aphididae.